CAGGCAGCCAACCUCAGGAUCCAGUGGAGAUGGAAAUAAGUCGUUGUUUCCGAAUAUCUGCUUUAUACCCUCCCGGAGCCGCGGUGUAACGUUCAGGACAACUUAUCGCGCGCGCUGUGUUUUUUUUUUUUUUUUUUUUUUUUUUUUUAAACAUUUUGGAACCCACCAGCGCGAGCUAGCUUAGCAGCCUACCGCCGAUACUGUGAGACACACAGGUACAGGAGAGGAGAGGAGGGGCUGGUGACAAAGGAAGGUGGCGAGGUAACGAUGAACCGGUUCCGAAAGUGGCUCUACAAGCCCAAGAGGACGGACCCUCAGCUCCUGGCCCAGUUCUACUACGCUGAUGAAGAGCUGAAUCAGGUGGCCACUGAGCUGGACAGCCUCGACGGCAGGAAGGACCCUCAGAGAUGUACCCUGUUGGUCAAUCAGUUUCGCUCUUGUCAGGACAAUGUGUUGAACAUUAUCAAUCAGAUCAUGGAUGAAUGUAUUCCCACCGACCGGGCCAACAGAGACUUCUGUGUCAAGUUCCCCGAGGAGAUUCGCCAUGACAACUUGGCAGGGCAGCUGUGGUUUGGAGCUGAGUGUUUGGCCGCUGGCUCCAUCAUCAUGAACAGGGAGAUAGAGAGUAUAGCGAUGAGGCCCCUUGCUAAGGACCUUACUCGCAGCCUGGAGGAGGUACGUAACAUCACCAGAGACCAGGCCCUGAGAGACCUCAACUUGUACACGGACCGCAUGAAGGACGCAUUGCGACAUUUCGACAGCCUUUUUGCUGAGUUUGAGCUCAGCUAUGUGUCAGCCAUGGUGCCUGUCAAGUCUCCCAAAGAAUACUAUGUACAGCAGGACGUGAUUGUGCUCUUCUGUGAGACUGUGGAGAGGGCCCUAAAACUGGGUUAUCUCACUCAAGACAUGAUCGAUGACUAUGAACCUGCACUGAUGUUUACAAUUCCCAGACUAGCCAUUGUGUGUGGGCUGGUUGUGUAUUCAGAGGGACCUCUCAACCUAGACCGAAAAUCUGAGGACAUGUCUGAGCUCUUCCGGCCUUUUCGGACUUUAUUGAAGAAAAUCAGAGACCUGCUGCAGACCCUGACUGAGGAGGAGUUGAUAACACUGGAAAGGAACUUGUGUAUCUCUCAGGACGGGGAAUUGUCCAUAGACGAGGGGCAGGCCACAAACAGCUCACCAGCUUCCAUCCAAGAGAAUCACUCAUCCUGCAGCCUUGAUAAUGACACCUCCAAGAAGGAGAGUGAGGCGGAGCAGGAGCAUCUGGCUCUGUUUGUCUGUCCCAGCCAGGAGGAGGAGCUGGCAGAAGUGGAAAGGGGCUGGGAGGGGGAGCAGGAGCAGGGCCUGCUGUGCGAGGAGGCGGAGGAGGCCGAGUUGGCCUGCUCCAUGCAGUACGAUGAGGAGGAACUGGAACAGCUCAACAUGAUGGUGUACCGCGUGGGGGACGAGAUGUCCACCCUUCUGUCGCCUCCCAGCCAGGGUCAGUCCCCAGCGCACCACCCUCAUGGAGGGGAGGCAGGAGGCUCCAGUGGGACUUCCAGCACUGAAGCCUCCCCCCGCAGGCUCCUGGUGAGCCGGGGAAGGACAGGCAUCUACGUAGAGGAGGAGGACAAGGUUUUCUUCAUGGAGGACCUGGACGCAGCAGGAGACAGCAUCACCAGCAUUUCAAGAGAGGCAUGUCGUUGUAUUGCCUCUCCUUCCAAAGCACCAGAGUCUGCCCGUCCUGUACAGCGCAACCCGGGACCACGGCCAGACUCCACCAGGAACGGCUGGUACCCUGAGGCCCAGUCAGAGCAGCCGUGCCCACGUCCGCGCAGCCAGAAUGCACACUGUCCUCAUACAAAGCGCCCUCCCUGCACUUCCGCUCCUGGCUCUGAAUCUCUACCUUACACCAACGGGUGGGAUAUGGGUUUGGAGGGGACAGCGUCUGAAACGGCUGAGGUCAUCGCUCACCGUAUGGGUGGGAUGAAGCUGUCUGCCACAGUCAUCUUCAACCCUCGCUCUCCCAGCUUGACGGAGCUAGCUGUAGACAAGCUGUUGCUGCCUCGGCCUGCUCCCUCAGAGAUUGAGCCCUGUGGCCCUCUGGUGGCCACUCACUGCCUGCUCAACUCCUGUGUCUGUUGUGGGAGCUGUGAGGACGGCCAUGAGGAUACCAUCGGCACAGACACCACUGGACUUGGGUUAGGUAUUGCCCUGGGAUUGGACAAACACUGCAAGACCGCAGCCCCCAGCACUGUCAUCCAGUCCUCUGCCUGCCGUCUGCCCCCGCGAGCUCACGAGCCUCACAGUAAAGGUGAGCUUGCCCAGCUGCCUCCCCCUACUUCCCGCUGCCCUGCAGAAACCCUGGAAGAGGAGUCAAACUCGCAACUCUGUGAGAAGUGCCUGGCUGUGGCUCCAGGGCCAGGGCAUCAUGCUCAGGACUCUGGGUCCAGCAGAGGGGACGUAACCUCUCCGUGCAACCACCAGCUGAGGAAUGAAAAGAGGCAGCAGGCCAGUGGAGGUCGACAGAGGGAAAAAGAGACAGACAAGGACAAACCAGGAACUAAAGACUCAAAGAGGGACACCAAAGAGGACAGCAGGAGGAGCUCCAGUUCUCAGAGCUCUCCCCUCAGCUCUGUAUCAGGUAGUGACUGUGAGAGCGUGUCCGUCACCACAUGUAGUCUGUCCAGCAGUGCAUACACUCCCAGCCCUGUCAGCAGUCUGACCCCCAGCUCAGGGAUGUCAGAAGAUUUGGACCAUCAGGAGAUCCAGCUGGCCCUGCAAAACGCCAAGUUGGCCGCCAGGAACAAGAUCCGAUCACGCUUCCACAGCAGCAGCGACCUCAUCCACCGUCUCUUUGUUUGUAUAUCAGGCGUUGCUGAUCAGCUGCAGACCAACUAUGCUAGUGACCUUCGAAGCAUCCUCAAGACUCUGUUUGAAGUCAUGGCAACCAAGUGUGAGGAGGGAGACAACGAUAACCACAAGAAAGCAGGUCCUGUUCUGCGUAGUGCCGUGCUGGAGGACUGUGCUCUCUGUCAGGAGACCAUUUCCUCAUCAGAAUUAGCAGCCAAGGCCCGGGACGGCCACUUCGAAGACCCUCCAGACUGGGUCCCCGAUGAAGCCUGCAACUCCUGUAUUGCCUGCAAGGCUCCCUUCACUGUCAUCCGCAGGAAGCAUCACUGUAGAAGCUGUGGAAAGAUCUUCUGCUCUCGCUGCUCCUCUCACUCUGCUCCUCUGCCUCGGUAUGGCCAGGUGAAGCCCGUCAGGGUUUGCACGCACUGCUAUAUGUUUCACGUCACCCCCUUCUACAGUGACAAGGCCGGCAUCUAAUCCAAGACUGUCACUGAAAGCACACAGUCCGCCACAACAAGCAUAUGCAACGGAAAACUUGAUGGUCAUCAUCAUACCUGCUAAGUGAGGCUUCAGAAUGAGGCCGUUACAGAUGACAGAGCAGAGAGACGAGACACGCAGCCGCGAGCGAUGAUUCGACCCGUUUGUGUUGCUUCAGAGAGACGUCCCUGGGAACCAAAAGGUUUGAUUUUAGUGUCCAGCCAACACAAAGAAAUGAUCCGCAAAUGCCUGUCUGACUAAAGAGGUGCAAAACAGAGAGGAGACAAACGGGCAAUAACAGAUUUUGAACUGUCGUUGCGCAGCAGUCCUCUGUAGCAGGUUGCAGCACAAAAUCAGAGCAGGCCACUUUGUUUUGUUGCUUUAUGUGUAAAUGACAGGACUUGUGACAUAUUUUCCUAUGCUUUAGCGAGCUUCCUACAUUUGUGCCAGAGCUCCCACGGGACUCGGAUUACUCAAAAGAAUGUAAGUCAUGAUAACCAUGUAAAUAAGGAUAAUUCUGGUAAUAGCUACACUACAAUGUCUUCAGAAAACGAUUGGUAUUUAUAUGGGAACUGGAAGAGCAAUCUUCACCAGGCUACCAUUCCCAGUAAAGCAAAAAUGAAAAACAGACAGCUUUUAUAUUGAGAUUCUUUCAUGCUUUUAAUGGCAAUGAAUGUGUAAUUCUGUAUCACUUUGUGAAAUGGCGUCUAGGUUCAAACAAGUUUUGACUGCUCAUCUCUUGACGGCAAUGGGCUGUGCCCGCCGCUUUUACAGUUGCACCGUGGCAUGUUUAGUUUUCUUUGGGGACUUUGCUGCACACUGAGAUGGAUGAAAGGGACUCCUCAGUCAUCACUGUCAGGUCUUGAAGGCCCCCUAGUGGAGAGUUGACCUCUCUUCGCUCAGUGCUCUCACCACCGUGUUGUGUACAAUUUGUUCUGAACCAGAGGCCUUCUCAGGUGCUGGCCUACAGACUACAGGCCAAUUAUUGCCCUUUGAUUUCUCGUCCUCACACUCGUUAUAGUGCAAUAUUGUGACUACUAACUCUAAUGGUCCUGCACAUUUUAGAGACGACACUAUUUAAAUUGUAGUUACAGGCCAUUUCUGAGGAGAUAAGUUAUGCUGAUUUGGGUUUACACUAAAUUAUUUCCAGCUCUGGUGGUACUGGUAUCGGACAAGAACAGAUAUUUUGUUCGCAGACUGACUUCCUUUCCGCUCUUGAAUCUGCUUCCAUUGCAAUGACCGCAUACAAAGUAUCUUCCAUGCUCAUGAUAUAUCACAGUUUGUACAUUUGAAUGGUCUGAAGUGGCCACUCUACAAAUGUGGACCUUUGAGCAACAUCGCCGAACAUUACAUCGUUUCCAUUCUGCUCUGACGCAAGGCAGUUUCUCAGGCAUUACAUAAUCAAAAUCACUCACUUCUCUUCUUGGAUCAAUCUUAUUUUCAUCAAAGGACACAUAAACUCAGUUUGAAAAGUUUUUUUUUCCUUUUAUAAAGAACAAAAAUAAUGUAUGAAGCUAUAAUCACUUUUAUGUAAAAUACAAAAAAUCAUGCAGUAAUUAAAGGGCGGGAUAUCAUAUUAUUGUUUCAGAGCUUGGGUCUUAUUUUGUAAAAUUCCAGGACAUUUCCACGUAAGGAGCUGUGUAAAAUACUCAACAAACAAAUAAUGUUAUAUAGUUUUAAAUGCGAUGUAUAUUGAAAUAAAUUACUUUUUCCUGUUAAAAAA
Messenger RNA from Plectropomus leopardus (leopard coralgrouper), 5032 nucleotides. It is a transcript of the gene zfyve28, whose product is annotated as zinc finger, FYVE domain containing 28. Gene Ontology annotation, cellular component: early endosome membrane. Gene Ontology annotation, molecular function: metal ion binding. Gene Ontology annotation, biological process: negative regulation of epidermal growth factor-activated receptor activity. The record is from RefSeq and is a predicted model, not a curated record. NCBI's taxonomy places the organism in Eukaryota, Metazoa, Chordata, Actinopteri, Perciformes, Serranidae.